Messenger RNA from Moesziomyces aphidis, 1266 nucleotides. The record is from the annotation of a GenBank genome assembly. Lineage: Eukaryota; Fungi; Basidiomycota; Ustilaginomycetes; Ustilaginales; Ustilaginaceae.
AUGUCGAAUACAAACGCGCCAGCCAGGGCGCCACUGAACGAUGCGCUCAAGCGGUCGAUGAACCACCGUGUGAAGCCCAACACAUUCACGGUGGAUUCGAUUGUCAACGGCCUCUUCCGUCCGCUGUUCCACUCGCCGACUCUCUCGACCAUUGCCACGAUCCUGUCGCUCGUCAAGAUCCUGGGAGGCGCAAGCAACCUCAAGUUUACGCGCGAUAGGACCGAUCUCAGCCGUCGCGAGAAGCUCUCGUCGCUCACGGCCGACUUUGCCGCUGGCUGGGGCGAGAGUUCGAACCGUCUUGCACGCUGGUACCUGAUCAUCCGGGUUCUCAAGACGAUCAAUGCGAUCGGCAACCGCUUCGUGAUCAACCGCGAGCCUCGCCGCCACAUCCGAUGGCAUGACCACGUGGUGGUGAUCACGGGUGGUGCGCGAGGAAUCGGCGGCCACGUGUGCAAGCUGCUGCGUCAAAAGGGAGCCACGGUGGUGGUGCUCGACCUGCCCGAAAAGUCGGAGCACGGUCUGGAGUCGCUGUACGUCCCGACGGACGUGACGGACAUCCAGUCGCUCAUCAACGCGAGGAAGGUGGUGGAGGACAAGGUGGGGUAUGCGACCAUGGUCGUGAUUGGCGCUGGUAUCGCCCGCCACUCGUUCCUGCUCGAUACCGAAGAGCAGUUCCCUUACGAGAUGGCCAAGCAGGUAUCCGAAGUCAACUUUCACGGCAUCAUGGCCACCCUCAAGACGUUUGGCGAGCACAUGUUGCCAGACGGCGGCGUGAAAGACCGUCCCUUCAAGCAGGCCAAGAAUGGCUGGGGUGGUCAUAUCCUCAUCAUCGCCUCCGGUGCCGCCUACAUUGAACUGCCUGCGAAUGCAGCGUACAAUGCAUCCAAGGCGGCGGCUGUGUCGCUGCACGCCUCGCUGUCGUCGGAGCUGCACGCGUAUCACAAGGUGGACAACGUGCGCAGUUCGGUCAUCUGCCCGCUCAAGAUCGAGUCCAAGAUGACCGAGGGCCGAAUGCUCGACACGCACGACCAGUUCCUGCUGCCCACGCUGACCAUCCCCGAGGCGGCGUCCAAGAUCGUCGACAUCCUCGAGGGCGACAAGAGCAGGGUGGUGUACAUCCCUCGCGCCAUGUAUGUGUUGAGCCUGACCAAGGUGCUGCCGCUGUGGUCGGUACGCCUGGUGGGCAAGAUGACCGGAAGCAUGGACACGUUUCUGACGUACGCCAAGGAGUUCCGAAACAACGAGGACAACCUGUACCAGAAGUAG